Molecule: messenger RNA, 2595 nt
Organism: Cherax quadricarinatus
Lineage: Eukaryota; Metazoa; Arthropoda; Malacostraca; Decapoda; Parastacidae
Product: facilitated trehalose transporter Tret1-2 homolog
Biological process (GO): transmembrane transport
Cellular component (GO): membrane
Molecular function (GO): transmembrane transporter activity
Source: RefSeq, a predicted model, not a curated record
AUGGACUGCGAGUCCAGCAGGCAUGAUGACUCCGGCCGGUCAACACCACAGCCCCAGGCUAUGCCCACUCCUAGGCCUAGUGCCAUCAUUCUCUCCCCAACCUGCAGGCAGUAUUCUACAUAUUCGAAAAAUAAAUGUGAAUGUGUGCAGGUAGUGUGGGCAGUGUGUGUUGCAGGAGCUGGGUGUGCUCUAGGGGCAGUCCUCGCCUUCCCUGCCCUCGUUAUGGACACCUGGACGAACAAUACUGACGUAGAUCUCAGCCGUACACACGCCCGAUGGUUUGGAAGCGUGGCUCAGCUAGCCUCCAUCCCCGGGUCUAUCCUGGGUGGGUAUCUGAUGGAUGCGACAGGUCCACGUCGACUUCUGCUUCUGCUACUUCCGGUUCUUGCUGUCUCAUGGUUCCUCCUGCUGCUCACCACUCAUCAUCCCGUCUUACUCAUAGCUCUGCGCGCGCUGCAGGGCAUAUUGACAUCCUGGUGUUCAGUGAGCGUGUAUGUGUACCCGUGUGAAGUGAGUGAGGCAAGCAGACGAGGAAUGCUCGACGCCCUGCCCGACGUUGCCUUUUCCAUGGGGUACCUACUAACAUUCCUGCUGGGGGCCUUAAUACACUGGUCCACGCUGGUGUUGCUCAUCCCAACUUGUAUCUUCCUUCCCUGUAUCACUGCUGUAAUCACUGUUCCAGAGUCACCCAGAUGGUUACUUCAGACUGGUAGACUGGAAGAAGCAAGACUUGUACUUCAGCGUGGAAGAACAACCGAAUGUAAUAUAGAAAAUGAGCUGAUUAUGAUGAAGGAAAGGGUCAAUAAUCAGGCGUUAAAAUGGCGACCAGGCUGUCAGGGAACGUUGCUGGGAAAACCAAAAUUUCUCUUACCACUACUUGCUGCAGUAAUGCUCGUUAUAUUCAAAGAAUGCACAGGACAAAUCACAGUGACGUUGUUCGUGGUUCGGCUUUAUAGUUUAAUGAACACAGGAAUACCGCCUAUCUGGAGUUCCAUAAUUGUUUGCACUGCUCACGUCAUAUCUAACUUAAUAAGCUGCCUGCUUUUAAAUUACAUGCCCCACCGCAGCUUACUAUCUUCUGCCUCGGCUAUUGCUGGCCUGACCAUGGCAGUGAAUGCAUUCUACUUUCUAAAGGCAGAUUCCCGAACUUCGCAAGAGUGGGUACCACUGCUAUGCCUGCUGGUGUUCGUGGUAGCUUACGGUAGUGGAAUAGGUCCUGUAGCGAGGCUGAUGGCCACAGAAUUGUUGCCUAGGCCAGUGCAGGGACUAGGAAGUGGUUUCUCUACUGCUUUUGUUUGCAUCAUACAGUUUGGUCUUGCCUACUUGACUGUUAAUGCUGAUGAUUUCCCGAUGCAUAUUUGUUUCUUCAGCUAUUCAGCCGGCUGCUUUAUCCUGGCUGGGUUUACUCUCCUCUUGCCAGAAACACAGAGUCUAAACCUUGAGGAGAAGGAACAAUACUGGGAGGAUUUUACAAGCCAACUUAUACUCACACGAUAUUGGUCCUGCUCUAUCUUGAAGGUUAAAUCUUUUACAGAAGACAAUCAACACUGACGAAGUAAACUAAGGAAGAUUACAUAAGAAUUACUUAACUACUCAACUUUGAUAUUACAGUUCAUACACUACACUUGAUCAUAUAUAAAGUACGACUUUAAAAAAUGUUAAAGUUUUAUUCUUUUACCAUAGAACUAAGUGAUAUUAUUUAGUACAUUCGAAAAAUUCUUAAGAGUCAAACAGACUAAACAACCAACUUCAAAAUAGUUAAUAGCUAACAAUGUCUGAUAAAUACAAAUUCCAGGUGAAAGUUCCUUGUAAGAAGAAAUGGUUAUAAUUAUGACAAUUUUUUGAGGGGUGGACCGGUAAGCCAGCGGAAGACCUCGGUCACAUGACCAAAAGCUCUAGCGGCUAAGACUCGCGUCAGAAAACACUUGUCCUGUUUCCUGACAGACUUGACCAAACCAGCCUCUAUUCGGGCACAGUGCCUGUAGAGGCACGCAAGACUACAGUAUGUCUGGCUUUUAUACAACAUAUGUAUUAUUCUUGCUCAUCGCGGUAUUAUCCUGGACGUGUGUAAGGGAACAUAUAAGCCAGAUUGAGCUGAAAAUAGAAAUGCUGAAAUUGGCAAAUAAAAUGAAAUGACUGAACAGAUUACCUGGAGAGAGUUUACCUGGAGAGAGUUCCGGGGGUCAACGCCCCCGCGGCCCGGUCUGAGACCAGGCCUCCUGAUUAUAUCCAUUUUACUUCAAGUUGUGAAAGAGAAACCAUGAUCAGUAUUGUGAUAAACGGUUUUGAAAACUGUCUCUCAAUCAGUAUUAUUCGAAACCUCAGAGGAUGUGAAUAAUUAGGUAUUAGCCAUUAUACCUGGCUAGACAUCUAAUAUAUUCUUUAAUACAUCUGAGAAAGAAUAGAAUAUCUAAUUUCAUUGUUAGUAAUAAUAUAAAUGAAUUUAGAACUGAAAGAGUAAGAUAUUUAAUUAAUGAACCUACAUAAAGGUUGAAAUUAUUUAAAUUUGUAUCAUUAACCCAAUGCUGUACUGCUAAUAGUCAAUAUUGUUAACCUAAUUCUGCACUACUAAGAGUCAAUAUUGUUACUUGCAUU